CUUCUCUCUGCAAAUUUCAUCUUCUUCUUCUGCUUCCUCCCCAUCCUGAUCCACCAUGGUUCUUUCCAAGACUGCUUCUCAGUCGGAUGUCUCCGUCCAUUCCACGUUCGCUUCGCGAUAUGUGCGAACCUCUCUCCCGAGAUUCAAAAUGUCGGAAAAUUCAAUCCCUAAGGAAGCUGCGUUCCAGAUCAUCAAUGAUGAACUCAUGCUCGAUGGAAACCCUAGGCUGAAUCUGGCCUCCUUCGUUACCACUUGGAUGGAGCCUGAGUGCGAUAAACUCAUAAUGGCCGCCAUUAACAAGAAUUACGUCGAUAUGGAUGAAUAUCCUGUCACUACAGAGCUCCAGAAUCGAUGUGUGAACAUGAUAGCUCACUUGUUCAAUGCCCCAUUGGGGGAGAAUGAGACGGCGGUGGGAGUUGGAACAGUGGGAUCGUCGGAGGCCAUAAUGUUGGCUGGCUUGGCUUUCAAGAGAAAGUGGCAGAACAGAAGGAAGGCUGAAGGCAAACCCUAUGACAACCCCAACAUUGUCACCGGAGCUAAUGUCCAGGUAUGCUGGGAGAAAUUCGCAAGGUACUUCGAGGUAGAACUGAAGGAGGUGAAAUUGAGGGAAGGUUACUACGUGAUGGAUCCAGAGAAAGCUGUGGAUUUGGUUGAUGAGAACACCAUCUGUGUAGCAGCCAUCUUGGGCUCCACUCUCAAUGGAGAAUUCGAAGACGUGAAGGUCUUAAACGAUCUCUUAAUCGAGAAGAACAAGGAAACCGGAUGGGAGACUCCUAUUCAUGUUGAUGCUGCGAGUGGAGGGUUCAUUGCCCCAUUCAUAUACCCUGAUCUAGAAUGGGACUUUAGGCUGCCCCUUGUAAAGAGUAUUAAUGUGAGUGGCCAUAAGUAUGGGCUUGUUUAUGCUGGAAUUGGUUGGGUUAUCUGGAGGAACAAGGAAGACUUGCCUGAAGAACUCAUCUUCCAUAUCAACUAUCUUGGCGCCGACCAACCCACUUUCACUCUCAAUUUCUCCAAAGGUUCUAGCCAAGUCAUUGCUCAGUAUUACCAAUUGAUCCGCUUGGGUUAUGAGGGAUACCAAAACGUGAUGGAGAACUGCAAAGAAAACAUGAUUGUUCUGAAGGAAGGACUGGAAAAAACAGGGCGGUUCAACAUUGUGUCUAAGGACGAAGGAGUUCCACUAGUGGCAUUCUCCUUGAAAGACAGCAGUCGUCACACAGAGUUUGAAGUCUCAGAAAUGCUUAGGAGGUUCGGGUGGAUCGUGCCAGCUUACACGAUGCCUCCGGACGCGCAACACAUUACAGUUCUGAGAGUGGUGAUCCGAGAAGAUUUCUCACGCACACUUGCUGAGCGUCUAGUGAAAGACAUUGAAAAGGUGAUGCACGAGCUGGACAUCCUCCCGUCAAGGGCUGAUAUCAGAGAAGAGACAAACCACGUCGUGGUGGCGAAGAAGAGUGCACUGGAGACACAGAGGGAGAUCACCACUGCUUGGAGGAAGUUUGUGAUGGAUAAGAAGAAGACUAAUGGAGUCUGUUAA
Molecule: messenger RNA, 1534 nt
Organism: Cucurbita pepo subsp. pepo (vegetable marrow)
Lineage: Eukaryota; Viridiplantae; Streptophyta; Magnoliopsida; Cucurbitales; Cucurbitaceae
Product: glutamate decarboxylase 1
Biological process (GO): L-glutamate catabolic process
Cellular component (GO): cytosol
Molecular function (GO): glutamate decarboxylase activity; pyridoxal phosphate binding
Source: RefSeq, a predicted model, not a curated record